CGUAUUCCGGACCGGGUAUAAAAGAGGCGAGCACAGCCGGCGCUUGUUUCAUUCGCUCGAAAUAACGGCUAGAAGUCUUUGCUUGCUCUUACUCGUUGCCGUCCGAAAUCACAUCACAAUGCCCAAACGAAAGGCUGACGGAGACUCAAAGGUUGAGAAGUCCAAAUCAAAGGAAGAACCACAAAGGAGAUCUGCCCGGCUAUCUUCUAAACCAGCCCCACCUAAACAAGAGCCAAAAGCAAAGAAGGCAGCUCCUCCAAAGAAAGCUGACAAAGCUCCCAAAGGCAAGAAAGGAAAGGGAGACUCUGGGAAAGAUUCCACCAAUGCUGCAGAGAACGGAGAAGCAAAGUCUGACCAGGCACAGAAAGCAGAGGCGUCUGCUGAUGCCAAGUGAACUGUGUGAAUUUUGAUAAUUGUGUACUUCUGGUGACUGUACAGUUUGAAAUACUAUUUUUUAUCAAGUUUUAUAACGAUGCAGAACUUUGUUUUACUUUUAUUUUAAGCUGUGUUUGACAAAUGCUUUGUGGGUUUUAAUGGGCAGGGUGUGACGUGACGGUGUGAUCUUCACUCAUUUAACAGCUACAUUGAGCCCCUGUGUUUUUACUCCCUCCAUUAAAUUGGCAUAAUUUACUUUACGGUUUCCUCUAUUCUGUGGGGAAAUAGGCAGCUAUUCAAGCCUUUACCGUGCCCCGGGUCCUUGGUUUGAAGAAGAUGGUAAAGCCAAAGUACACAGGUGCCUGUCCGAGGCAAUCUCCAUCCUCUUAAAUGUGAAGAAUCUAUCCUGUUACUGAUAAAUGUUAAUGGUUUUUAUAGUAAUGUAUUCUCGGGGCUGGGAAGUGAAGUAUAUCAUGCUUUAGUGUCCUGCCUGAUUUGCAAUGCCUAUAAUGACAUUUUAAAUAAAUUUCGGAGUUUGCUCAUUAAAAAUCUGA
Rana temporaria (common frog) is the source of this 929-nucleotide messenger RNA. It is a transcript of the gene HMGN2, whose product is annotated as high mobility group nucleosomal binding domain 2. The transcript has 6 exons. Gene Ontology annotation, cellular component: chromatin; nucleus. Lineage: Eukaryota; Metazoa; Chordata; Amphibia; Anura; Ranidae. Gene Ontology annotation, biological process: chromatin organization. The record is from RefSeq and is a predicted model, not a curated record. Bases 119 to 394 code for a protein of 91 amino acids. Gene Ontology annotation, molecular function: nucleosomal DNA binding.